AAUAGCACCCUGUGGGCACCCUGGCCGUCGCUCUCACCAAACUUGAACCUCCCUCCUCAGCCCCGGACCCUUCCAUCUCCUUAUCGAGUGGCUUCUCGGGGAGGAGGGGGGGGCCCCGAAGACGUGGAUCCUCACCUCCGAAACGGCCCCCUCCAGCCAAUGGGGAGGCGGUCCGGAUCGGGUUUCACUAUAACAGAAGGACAUAAUCUGCGUGGUAAGCUCGCAGAACCUUACAGCCUGUCUUGGCCAGCCGGGAGCUCGCUUCAUUCAGCUUUUUCUGAGGUAAGUGAUCAGGUCGAGGCCGUAGAAGAGGAGGUAGUAGAGGAAGUAGAGGUGGCCCCUGAGGCCGCCCCUGAGCCAGAGCCAGAGCCUGAGCCAGAACCAGAACCAGAGCCAGAGCCAGUGGUAGAGCCAGAGCCAGAGCCUGAGCCAGAACCAGAGCCUGAGCCUGAGCCCGAAGAGGAGAAGCCAAAGUUCAAGCCCAGUGCUCCAAAGAUCCCAGAUGGUGAGAAAGUGGACUUUGAUGACAUCCAGAAAAAACGUCAGAACAAGGAUCUGGUGGAGCUGCAAGGCCUGAUCGAUGCUCACUUUGAGUGCAGGAAGAAGGAGGAGGAGGAGCUGAUCGCACUCAAGGAGAGGAUUGAGAAGCGUCGCGCUGAGAGGGCUGAGCAGCAGAGGGUUCGUGCUGAGAAGGAGAAGGAGCGCCAGGCCAGACGCGAGGAGGAGAGGCGGAUCAGGGAGGAGAGCGAUGCCAAGAAGAAGGCAGAUGAGGAGGCCAAGAAGAAGUCGGCCCUGUCCAGCAUGGGUUCCAGCUACAGCAGCCACCUGCAGAAAAAGAGAGGAGGGAAGAAAGAGACUGAGAGGGAGAAGAAGAAGAAGAUCCUGGCCGCCAGACGCAAGCAGCUCAACAUCGACCACCUGAACGAAGACAAGCUGAAGUAGGACUCACUCAGAAUCCCAAAAUUAACCAGUUAACCCAUCAAUGUGGACUUUAAACUGAAUCCAGACACUGGUCACCGCUACAGAUUCAUGUCCAGAUGAUGUGGGAUGUGAUCUUCCAAUCCACCAAUGGAACUAAUAUGACUCAGAUUCAACACUAAAGGAGCCGCCGCCCGCCGCAGAAAGUAAACCGGCCCGGCCUGACUCCGCUCCCGAACCAGAUUGCAACCAUCGUGGGCACAAACCACACGAAGCAACGCAAACCCUGGCACAGGUCAAAGCCCCGAAGAAAGCCGUGCUGAGGUUCAACCCGGCAGUUCCCCAUCACACCUGCAGAACCAGGAACCGCUAGCUAGCUAGCUAGCUAGCUAGCUAGCUUGCUAG
Molecule: messenger RNA, 1323 nt
Organism: Menidia menidia (Atlantic silverside)
Lineage: Eukaryota; Metazoa; Chordata; Actinopteri; Atheriniformes; Atherinopsidae
Source: the annotation of a GenBank genome assembly